Messenger RNA from Rhineura floridana, 9372 nucleotides. RefSeq names its product AT-rich interaction domain 5B (gene ARID5B). The record is from RefSeq and is a predicted model, not a curated record. Bases 468 to 4010 code for a protein of 1180 amino acids. NCBI's taxonomy places the organism in Eukaryota, Metazoa, Chordata, Lepidosauria, Squamata, Rhineuridae. Gene Ontology annotation, molecular function: transcription cis-regulatory region binding. Gene Ontology annotation, cellular component: nucleus. The transcript has 10 exons. Gene Ontology annotation, biological process: regulation of transcription by RNA polymerase II.
GUCCUGUCAGAUGAGCACCUCAACAAGACCGCCUUUCCGCCCGGCAAAAAUGGAACUACCUUUUUGUCUGGCGCUUUGGGGGCUUUGAAGGAGUGUAAUCAUGUCUCUGUAGCGAUCCGGGCAUUGUAAGAUUUUUACAAAGGCUUGAGACCCCGAAUUUGCCUUGAUCCAUUCGUUUCUGGGCUGUGGUUUGGUUAUACACUGAGCAGUAAUCCCUGUGCAGAUCGGCAGCAGUCGAGCGAUAAGCCCCUGCUUUCUACGCAGUUUGGAAAUUGGGGGUCAUGACAAUCGCUCAACAGGAUUUUUGGAUAUUUUGGAAGAACCAGGGAUGUAGGAUUUGAGUUUUAUAUUGAGGUUUGAAGCCGGCUGUUGGAAGAGAUCGCUUUUCCCUGCCAGGACCUGAUGCAAUCCAUUCAAGCCAACAAGUUUGGAGAGAAUGUUGAGUUCAAUCAAUUCAGAACGUCGAGAUGGAGCCCAAUUCAGUUCAGUGGGUCGGAUCUCCGUGUGGUUUACACGGACCGUACAUUUUCUACAAGGCUUUUCAAUUCCACCUUGAAGGCAGACCAAGAAUUUUGUCCCUUGGCGAUUUUUUCUUUGUAAGAUGUAAGCCAGAGGAUCCGAUUUGCAUAGCGGAGCUACAGCUGCUGUGGGAAGAAAGGACUUCUAGGCAACUUUUAUCCAGCUCCAAACUUUAUUUUCUUCCAGAAGAUACACCCCAAGGCAGAAACAGUGACCAUGGCGAGGAUGAAGUUAUUGCUGCUUCAGAAAAGGUAACAGUGAAGCUUGAAGACUUGGCAAAAUGGGCCCGGGCAGAUUUCUCUAAAUGGAAACGUGGCCUCCGGGGUGAAGCCAUCAGACCCACAGAACUGGGAAAGAACGGGCAGAAGGAAGUGCUGAGCAGGUUCAGGCAAACCACACACAACAGCGGCCUCAACUUUAAAGACAUUUUGAAGGAAAAGGCUGACCUUGGUGAAGAUGAUGAAGAUUCCAAUGUGCUGAUCCUCAGCUAUCCACAAUACUGUCGCUAUCGUUCCAUGCUGAAGCGCAUUCAGGGGAAGCCAUCCUCCAUACUAACAGACCAGUUUGUAUUAGCCCUUGGGGGCAUUGCCGUAAUCAGCAAAAACCCACAGAUCCUCUACUGUCGAGAAACGUUUGAUCACCCUACUCUUAUUGAAAACGACUGUAUAUGCGAUGAGUUUGCGCCAAAUCUUAAAGGCAGACCACGCAAAAAGAAGUCAUGCUCACAGAGAAGAGAUUCACUCAAUGGCAUUAAAGAUUCCAAUAAUAAUUGUGAAGGCAAAGCUGUUGCCAAGGUAAAAUGUGAGGCUAAAUUGCCUUUGCCCAAAACCAAAAAUAACAACUGUAAAAAGGGCUCAGUUGAGGAUAAAUCAAAGGUUUCUGUAGGUGAAGAAUGCAGAGCGGAUGAACAGGCAUUCCUUGUGGCACUUUAUAAAUAUAUGAAAGAAAGAAAAACACCAAUCGAACGAAUUCCGUACCUUGGUUUUAAACAGAUUAACCUUUGGACUAUGUUUCAAGCUGCUCAAAAACUGGGAGGAUAUGAAACAAUAACAGCCCGCCGACAAUGGAAACAUAUUUAUGAUGAAUUAGGUGGUAACCCUGGAAGCACAAGUGCAGCUACGUGUACUCGUAGACAUUAUGAAAGAUUAAUUCUGCCCUAUGAAAGAUUUAUUAAAGGAGAGGAAGAUAAGCCACUACCUCCUGUGAAACCUCGAAAACAAGAUAAUGUCACCCAGGAGGUGGAAAGUAAGAUAAAAUUGUCUGGAACAAAACGCAUCAAAAAUGAACACCAAAAGAGCAAGAAAGAAAAAGACAAUGCACAGAAGCCUCAGGAUGCACCUCAGGUUUCAUCAGAACAAGAGAAGGAUCAAGAAUGUCCAGACCAGAAAAGCUCAUCUGAGCUGACUGUAGCAGAGGAUAUGAAGGGGUCUAUAGAAGAGCCCCAGGUUUCUCCACUAGAUGCAGCUGGGAUGCCAUCUUUGGAAAAAAACAACUUGAAAAAUAUCAGCCCAAACAGUGGGGAAGUCAAGGAGGAGAUGCCAUCUGAAGAUUCUUUUUCAAGUGCUUUGGUGCCCCCAGAAGAAGAUGUCUUGAACUCGGCAGUCAGUAAACUCCCCAGUCCAUCAGAAGUCCUAGAUGAGCCAAAGCAGGAACAAAGAGCGCAUUGUCUCUCAGAUGAUCUAGAAAGUGAUGUCCAAGAAAUCCCAUUUAAUAACUUUCCCACCAUCCAACUACCACUUCCAACUCAAAGCGAGAUGGAAGACGAUAAACUCCCAGAGAUGGCGGACUACAUUGCCAAUUGCACAGUUAAAGUGGAUCAGUUAGGGAAUGAGGACAUACACAAUGCACUGAAACAGAGUCCCAAAGUCCUUGUAGUACAGAAUUUUGACAUGUUCAAAGAGAAAGAAGUGCCGGGUUCCCUUAAUGGGGAUCCUGGUUUCGGUUGCACACCACUACUCUACUCCAAAGGCAACCCAGGCAUCAUGUCACCUCUGGCAAAGAAGAAGCUUCUGUCGCAAGUCAGUGGGGCAACCCUCUCAUGUAGCUAUCCUUAUGGCUCACCCCCACCUUUGAUCAGCAAGAAGAAAUUAAGCAGCAAAGAAGACCUGUUGUCAAGCAUGUCACAGGCUCCUCAUGCUCCUGUGACAGAUACUGCAGCACUCAGCAGGCCAUCUGUGAUCCAACAUGUACAGAGUUUUAAACCCAAGAAUUCAGAGGAAAGGAAGUCUGCUAGUGAAACUUACAGGCAUGAAUUGCUACUAAAGAAACCCGAUUCUGAAUGUUGUGAUUUUUCCAAACAACACCUGAGUGCUCUGGCUGAAUCCUAUGCACUGAAGUCAGAAAUUCAGGACAUGAAAGAUAGAAUGAAUGAAAAAAGGGGCCUGCACCACUCCCACAUGCCCACCUUCUUGGCAGAUUUUUAUUCAUCUCCUCACCUGCACAGCCUUUACAGGCACACUGAACACCACCUUAAUAGUGAACAGGCAUCAAAGUACCUCCCUCGAGACAUGUACAGAGGUACAGAAAACCUUUCAAUGUUCCCUCAGCACAAGCACCAAGAUAAACGAAGCUUAAGCUAUCACCCCCCUUUGCAUCAGCAAGAAAAAAAGAGCCCUAUGGAAGUCUCCUUGGAUGAUCAGCCGACAGAUCUGAGUCUUCCGAAAAGUACUCACAAACAGACUGCAAAAGCUCUGGGAUCAUCUUCCCUCUUGCAUGCUUCAGUUGGGCAGCAGGAGAGCAAAAGCAUUUCCCAGUUUCAAGCCUUGAGCUGCCAGCCUCUGAGCAUAGACUGUAAUCCCAAAGCUUGCCGUGUUUCUCCAAUGACUGUGUCAGCCCCAAAGAAGCACGGUGAGCCUCUUCUCAGGAUCAGCAAACAGCAGAACCCGAGGAAGAUAGAAGGCAUGGUCCAUCCCAUCCUCAGCCACAAAACAAAUGCUCAGACCAUUGGGGCAGCUCGGCCUCUGAAGCGCAGCCUGGAGGAUUUGGACAAAGCCAUUUCGGAAAAAAAGAUCCGAGCUGUCUCACCCCUGCGCUUACCAAAGGAAGCCCCUGUGAAAGACAAGAGUCUCGAGCAAGAGGGGGAGGGCAGCAAAUCCCUGCAUGGCCUCCCUCCCAGUGGCAUGCUGGAGGGCCACAAGUUUCCCCUCUCAAGCCCCAUCUUCACAGGCUUAUACCCAGGAACUUUGUGCAGCAGCCUCAGCAACCGAAUUCCAUCUGGGUACUCUCAUCCUCUGCAGUACUUGAAAAAUCAGACAAUGCUUUCUCCACUAAUGCAGCCUUUGGCUCUCCAUUCAUUCAUGGUGCAAAGACAAUUCCUUACAUCCCCUGGAAAUUCACAGCAGCUUUACAGGCACUUAGCUGCAGCAACACCUGUAGGAAGUUCAUAUGGUGACCUUUUGCACAACAACAUUUAUCCUUUGGCUGCUAUCAAUCCUCAGGCUGCUUUUCCGCCUUCUCAGCUGUCUUCUGUACAUCCGAGCACAAAACUGUAAAUCCUCCCUUUAAAACAACAACAAAAACUACAUUCCUUUAGCUUGUGAUGUCUUGCAAAAUUUAAAAACAAAAAGUCAAUAUUUGUGUUAUAAGCAGUUUUGUCCCUCAUUGCCAAAGGCUUCAGAUUUGAUUGAGGGUCAGGCAAGACAGUGGUUUUGGGCUUUGUUUUUCACCUCUGACUCCCGCACCUGUUCCUUCCAUGGCCAUUUCACUUUGCACAAGAAGGUUCCAAAAAGAAUCUAUGUCUUGCUGAAAACAAAUGUCACAGCAGACCAGGUGGUAUAUUAGCUGUUUUUCCUGAUCUUGGAGAAAAAUAUUUUUGUUUGUUUGGUUGGUUCCCCCCCCCCCCAAGAGAGUGGGUUUUGGAGCAUUUCAAUUAGAAAAAGAGGCAGGUCUGAUGAGAGAGAAGGUGGGACAAGCAGGUGAUGAGUGUAUGUUGCUUCUUUGGGUACCAUUUUGUUUUCUGACUGCUCAGAUUUCAAAUUAAUGCAGUGUAUUACUAUACUGAACUUCAUAGCAUUUCAUCUUAACACUAUCAAAACAGGAAAAGUAAACUUGGUUAAAUUAGACUUUACAUAUCUGCUUCAAAAAUGAAACAAAAGAAUUUCUAGUGUCAAGUUCAUUUGUAUAAUUUAUGUAAGUUCUUAAUUUCAACCUAUCCUAAACUCUGUUUGUUUGUUUGUUUGUUUGCUUGCUUUGUUUAAAAACAAAGAAAAAAUUGGCUCUGGCAAUUGAGGGCUUUUUUUUGAAAAUGCAUCUGCAUCCUUUUCCUCCUUUUUUUCUCUGUGCUUAUACUUUUAGAGUAGCUUUUUGGGUGGUGAUGCCAUUGUUUACAAAACAAAAAAACCCCUUUUCAGUGACCCUUUCCAAUGGAUAGAAGCAUACUGUAGAUCACACAGUUGUGAAUGAGUCCAAACUUGGGUUCCUUCUCAAGCAACGGAAUCCUCUAAAGGUGCUGAGCUCUCCCCUCAGCCAUCAGAAGGGUUCUUUAGUUGUUCAUACAUUGCUGUUUUAUCGGCCACUGAGAUUUGGCUUUUCGGUAUCAUGAUCUGUGAAUUUGUUAAAAAAUUGUACUUAACCUUAUCCAGGCUGUGAAGCUGUCCUGCAUACCAGAAAGGGAACAUGCUCAGGACUACACUGGCAACAAGUUAUUCAAUAACAUUGGAGUCUAGAGAACCUUUCUGGUGGGCUGCAAAACUAUUUCAAGAAUUUUAGCCAUUAGAAGAGAAAGAAGGGAAAGAAUUUUAGUUAAAGACAUUCUGGAUUCUGUGCUGCUGAAGUGGGAUUGGUGAGGAUGGAUGUCCUUCCUGAGAAAGGGAUUAACAACAAGGAGUUGUUCCAAGGUGUUUGAGGGGCACAUUUGGCUAUGAAUUGGCUGCACUGUUUGCUUGGUGGUCUCUUGCUGUUAGUCCUACAAAGUGCUGAACAUUCCACCUUGUUCCAGCAAAAUAUUUUGACCAUGGGAUUUAGUAUUAAACAAAAUGGCAGCUUAAUCUACAAAUCACGUAAAACAGAUUUUACUUGAUUUUGACUCUUUGGUCCUAUUGAACAAAAGUUCCACGUCAGUGGGACUUUUAAGCCUGAGCCUGAGCGUUCUGUUGACUCUGAUGAGAGUCUUCCUGCUGAAAGCUAAAAUUUGCCUUGAGAUAUUUUGCUGGAACGGGCUAAGUGCUCAGAUCAUUGCAGGAUCAGGACCACAGCAUGAAGGGCCAGCAGCUAUGUCUAAAAGGGGAUUUAUUUUGAACUGAGGAAAGGCUUGAAGGACCAGCAAAUGUGGUUUCACCCACUGACUCACUACUGUGCAAGCUGGGGGAGGCUUUAACAGAGCACCUUGCUGUAUUAUACACUCGUGGGCAAAGAGCACUUUUCAUGCAUGUGUGCGCACCCAUCCUACACACACUCCCGUGUAAACAGUAAGAGUAAGAGUCCUCUCUUUAUGGACCUCACUUGGCUGCUUACUCUCAUUUGCUUUUAUCUUGGCUUAUGCAUGAGCACCUGAAGUGCACAAGGGACAGUUUUGUUCAGCCUGUGGUGGUGUUCCUACUGAGAGAGAAAUGGGUUCAAAGAGCCCUUUCCUGUUUGGCACUAAGCCAAGGGUCAUGUAGGAAACCUUGGGGACUGUGUGUUCUGGAUCUAUCCCAUUACUUCCAUAUUCCUCUCUGACACCAUGUACCAGUGCAAGUGACAUUUCCCACCAAACAGAGAGGAAGUGUCAGGUGCUGUAGUGCAGCUCUGUUCAUAUCAAAGAAACAAUGCCAGUUUAUACUAGCUUUAACAAUAUGGGCACGGUCUUGGAGGUUGUAGUUUCAAGUCUUUCUCAUGGAUCUGCUGAGUUUCCACCUCCCAUUCAGGAAGCAUCAAAUGCGUGCAGGCUGCCCCACAUGUGCUUGGCACCAUGCGGCAUGGUCAUGACAGCCCAGUGAACACUUGGCUCAGCACUGGUCUGCUUGAGGGUUUUUUGGGGGAGUGUCUUCCCUAUGAGGCUGAAAUGCAGCCCCAUGCCCCUGUCGCAAGCCAUAAUUUUAAGAGUGACAAGUCCUUAAGAGAAAGCAGUGGGGAAAAUACUCCUUCUACAAUGUUGCAGAUUUCUUUUGAGGAACUUCUUUGUAAUGUGUCUCGAAGUAUGGAGAGCUACAAAGAGCGGCUGAACUUUUUGAAACAUUUUACAAUGUGAAAAUUGGUUAUGACCUGAACCCAUCCCAGAUUGCAAUUCAAAUGCAAUAACCAUUGAAACUACUGGAAACUACUUAAACAACAUGGUGCGUGCAUGCUGGACAUCUUGUAUUAACAUUUCCUGUGAUACGAAGCCAACUGCAAUAUAUAAUGUAACCUACUUAAUAUACAAUGGUGGAAAAACCAGAAUAAUAGACAUCUACUGUUAAAGACCGAUGCUUUCUUCGAUUUAAAUGCUUUUAUGUUCUUGUGGUAAAAUUAUAUUAACAGAUGAUGCAUAAGCAGACUAGUAGAAUUUAGAUGAUAAAUGUGCCAAUGCAGGGUUUUUUUCCUUUUUCCUGCUGUGCUCAAAGCAUCCAAGGAAACAACAAUCACAAUCGCAUGGAUCAGAUGCCAUAGAGGGCACUAUUAGUAAAAUUGCACUAAACCUGUCUAACAUAAUAAUAAUCAAAGAGGGGGAGGGAAUGUAACUUGGCAGGGUUGUAGAAGUCUGCCAUGAACGUUAUCAGUAUCCUGUGCCCGGCACUGUAAUCCAGGAUGUGAUGUAUCUCUGAUUUGUUUGGGAUAAUCUGCAUGUAGAACUGUCUGUACUCUCUUACAUGAAGGGCUGUUCCUUGUUUUAAAUGGAUUGUCCCUCCUUUUAGAAUAGCACACCCUUAUCAACUCAUUUACUGCAUGCAAAGGUAGCUCCAGUUUUCUUAUAGUGGUAUGCCCCCACCAACCAUUUUCCUUCUGUGGAGAGGGUGGCACUGUGCACAAUCCUUUGGCACAUAUGGAGCUUCCCACCCCUCUUGAAAUGAAUGGGACUGCCCACAGACACAAGAGCUCAGUGUGCAUAUGGGGGCACUUAACUGCUCAUUUAUUCCAAAUCCCACAGCCCUAGAACCACUCUCAUUUUUAAAAGUUUGUUUUGGUAACCAUAAUUGUUAGAACUUAACCUCAUGUAUUUAUUUUGCACAUCUCCAGUUUUAGUUUUAUCGCAUCAUUUUGGAAGUUGUUUAGACCAUUCUAAAAUCUCACAGUGCAGGGUUUAUUGAUACCUCCCCUUUUUUCUCAAUAGAGACUGCCUUCUUUUUAGAAAGCUCAUGAUGCAUUGGCCAAGAUGAGGGUAAAUGAAGAGCAAUGAGGACCUAAUCCAUACCUUGGGGGGCAAGGGAACAUUGUCUAAGAAUGGUUUUUAAAAGCCCACAACACCAUGAUUUCUAUUUAGUAUUAAAUUUUCCACUGGCAAAGAACUACUUUCUGUGACUUAAAUAGGGCUUUGUUUGCUUUGGUUGAGUUCAAGGGGCCUUAUUAUUGAAUGAAAUUGCACAAGUAAGUUGGUAAAGAAAACAGUUGCAUCUAAUUGGCAUCAGAGUUAUAAAUCUAAGAAAUUUUGCAAUGCCAUCUCACUCUGUUCAGGAUUCAUUAAUGAUUCUGAAGGCUGAAUAAAGACAAAUAAAUUGUCUUGUUAGAAGCCAGUGACUUGGGGAGGGGGCUUGUUGGGUGAGGCCUUUUGCAACUGGAUUCCAAUAAUCAGAAGGGUUUGCCAAUUUAAUCAAUCCACAAUAAAGCUAAGGAAUGUUCCGAGCUUACUGAACUGCUGCUUGAAUCCUUUAACACACAGGGCACAAGCCAACAAAACCGGGCCCUGUUUAAAACGGUACCUGAAGUAAUGUGAUAGUUUCAGUUUCUGUUGUUAGUCCUAUUCCACUCUAGGUGGUGUCUGCAUCUUUGUGGUCAAGAGAUUCCAAGAAUAGUUAGUAGUAAUUUUGGCCCCAUGUACACAUUUGCUGGAAUGGUGUGGUUGUGUAGCGGUUCCCACACCACUCAGGGAAACAAUAGCCUCCUUUGGCAGUGGUGUGGCUAGGUUGAUACAUAAUUAUGUAGUCAGCUGUAAGUGGGAGUGGCAUAGGAGCAACCACAGAGGCAGCUGCCACUAUGCCAUUCCACGCAACAUUUAAACAGGCACAAAGUCACUUCCAUCUAACUUUUUCUUGAAUAACGCCCAUAAACCCAGACUCUGUCCUAUGCUCUUGUAUGGCCAGUGGAAGCCAGUAGAUGGCCACAUAAAUAUUUUGUGUGGUGUGUGCCUUUAAAGGGAGAGGUUGAUUUCUACACACUCAUUAUUCCACAUGAUCAGACUGUAUAGCAAUGAGCAUAGUCAAACCUGGCCCCGUUUCACAAUUUAUAAUGCUUACAGUGGGAAAAUAUUUCACUGAUAUGAGGUCUGCAGUAUUGAAACUAUCAUCAUGAGCACUUAACCGGUGUUAGCUGUAAAUGUAUUUGAUAUUUUACAUGUAUUCCCCCCUUCCAUAGUUUUAAAUAUGGUCUAACAAAGGCAGCAUAAUCUACUAGCUGUUUAUACUUUGUUUUGAACGUUCUUUUGUUGUAAAUAGUGUAUACAUUCUUGUGAUUCAAGUUAUUGUAGCUUAUAUGCUCUGUAAGGUGAUUAUUUGUAUAUAGAAAAAAUGGCCCAGUAAUAUUAUAUAGUUUCCCAUUUUUUAAAAAAAAUAAAAGGUUAUUGAGUAACCUUUCACAUUAAAUAAGUUUAAACACUACCAGAAAGAAAGAAAAAAGCUGAGCCAACUAAAACACUCAAUUUUUGUAUGUUUUCCAAAUUGUAUGUAUUAAUGCUUUUGAUACUGUAUUAUGUGCCAAUAGUUUCCCAAUCACAUAGCAAGCAAAAGAUAUUUUGUACUUUUUGAU